CUUUCGGUCAUAAUCUUGCCAGUCGAAUGGAGAAUAUGGUUAUGGAAUAAAUAAUAGGGCUCUGCGUGGUCGCAUCAUCUGCUCCAGAUAUGUGGAAUAUUUAACGUGAUCUGACCUUUUUCCUUAAAAGUGCCACGUACAAUACGUGUCCUGAUAAGCAUGGUGGAAAAAAGGCGAUGGCGCUUCCUUGCGGCUACUAGUAUUACGUUUUUUGCUUCGGAGUUUAUCGUUGAACAGAUCACCAUUUUGAAUGGCCGACUGCAGGGUACUGCCGACAAUUGCCAGAACGGCAACGAUCCCGACUGCUUGCACUUUUCCUCUGUGCAGUUUAACGGUCUGUUCGUGGCGCAUUUUUGGGCCGGAGGAACUGCCGCACUGUUGACGGGAUUUUUCGUUGGAAGAUUUGGGGUAUGGAUAGCGAGCAUAGUGUCAUCGGUAUUCCUGCUCGUCGGAAUGUUGUUGAUUACAGUUGGACCGUAUUCCGUGUCAAACGAUGCUGCAUUCGUCCUGCUCCUCACCGGCAGAAUUUUCUAUGCCAUCGGAUAUUUUGGCAAUAUUACGCUGUCACACGAAGUGAAAUCCCACUGGUUUCUAGGGAAAGAACUGGCUUUGGCUUUUGCGCUAUAUAUGACUAUGUGCCGAAUUGGAUCCGUUUUGACAUUCCUCGGAGUCGGCGCUGCGGUUGAAGCGACCGGACUGCAGAACACAUUGUGGAUUACAUUUGCCAUAGGACUACUCGCACCAAUUUUCUCGAUUAUCGCCGGAUGUAUCUAUCGGAAAUAUGCUCCCAUGGCUGUAGACGUCGGUAUUUCCGUCCAUCACAAUGUUUCCCGGCAGUUCCAGUUUAAGAAAAUUACCCAGUUAACCAAGGAAUUUUGGGUUAUUUGCGGGAAUUUUUGCUAUUUUGGGGUCCUUUUUACGUUUUUAGCUGAUGGACCCAAAUUUUUAAUGGAAAUGUGCAACUAUUCGGAAUCUGCGGCCGCAAUCGUAACGGGCGCUAUACCGGAUGUGGCACUUUUGGCGCCGCUAUUUGGAUUUCUCGUGGACAGAUACGGGCACAGGGAUAUUAACACGCUAUGCAGUUUAGUGUUAUUAGCGUUGCCAUUUAUUUUGAUCGUUUCCCUUCGGAUGUUCCUAAUGGUCAUCAUCUGUAUUUCAAUUGGCAUAUCGUACGCAAUUGCAACUGCCAGUUUCUGGAGCAGUAUUCCUUUGGUUGUGCGUCCGGAUGUGGUAGGCGUGGCGAUGGGGUGCGGCUUGGGAACACAAGCCUUCAGCAGUGGUUUGAUGUUACUUGUUACAGGAUUUAUUUUGGACAAUUACGGGAUCCAUAUAAAUACAAGAUGGAAGCGGUUUUAUGAGUUGAUGGUAACAUUGGCCGUCCUGGGCUUAGUUUUAUCGGCAGUAUCCAUGCUUUUGGACAGUCGGUCUCCUGAUAGAGCACUCCGCUCAAAACAUACACUUCCCGCCAUCGCAGCGGAAGCUAACGAAGAUGUCAACGAGUGCUCGCCUUUGCAACCACACCCCACCAUCCCUGACGUCAGUAUUAGCAAGACGCCUACCGUUUUGUCUUUCGCUUCACCAAAUUAAGCAGUUCUCUUUAAAAUUUACGCAUUUCCCUAGUCCCAAAAACGUGUUUUAGACAAUUUUAAAUUUUUAUUAUUCUUUGUUCGUGAUCGAGUACAGAUUUGAAUUGUUCAAUAAUUGGAUGUCUUGCGGUAAUCCAUAUGCAGUAUGACCUUUGAGAACGUGUUUGCGCGUUCCAGAAAGAUUUUUGUUAUUUUCAUUAAUGCUUUACAUGAUCAGACGAUCUCAUGAUCAUGCUUGGGUAAGUGGAUACGGUACUAUUGUGUUGAUUCGGCUUAUUUAUUUUGAAAAAGUUAGUAUCAUCGAAAUGUUAUGCAUCUUUACUCAUUAAAUCUUGAACUCCGAUACAAUGUUGGUUUAAUUGCCAAGUUCCAGCGGCCUUUCAAACUCACGUGCAUUAACGAUAACUUGCAUCAGCGCCAACAAAAAUUACAACGGGUGAUCGUAUCGGUGUUGUAAUGUACAAACGAUAACAAUCGCGUGGACUGUCCAGACUCGCAUAUAACGAGUUGAUAGUAGACGA
Paramacrobiotus metropolitanus is the source of this 2107-nucleotide messenger RNA. RefSeq names its product major facilitator superfamily domain-containing protein 1-like. Gene Ontology annotation, molecular function: transmembrane transporter activity. Gene Ontology annotation, biological process: transmembrane transport. Lineage: Eukaryota; Metazoa; Tardigrada; Eutardigrada; Parachela; Macrobiotidae. The record is from RefSeq and is a predicted model, not a curated record.